Molecule: messenger RNA, 2172 nt
Organism: Pseudozyma flocculosa PF-1
Lineage: Eukaryota; Fungi; Basidiomycota; Ustilaginomycetes; Ustilaginales; Ustilaginaceae
Exons: 7
Coding region: 1-2172 (723 amino acids)
Molecular function (GO): NADH dehydrogenase activity; calcium ion binding
Source: RefSeq, a predicted model, not a curated record
AUGCAACGAUACCUCGCCGUCACCAGGCCGGCUGCCGCUGCGGCAAGGGCAUCCAGGCCCACCGCCCUCAACCUCCACGCCUCGUCGCUCCUGCGCACGGCUAGAUUACCCUCGUCCUCGUCGAUCGCCAAGUCCAACCCAUCGCUGGCGCGCCACCUCUCCUCGUCGGCCGUGCGCCGCAGCGCCGCGACGCCCUUGAACGAGGCCGCCAACCAGAAGCCGCCAUCCAAGGACAAGCUCGGCUUCGUCGGCAAGAUGCUCCGCUACGGCGCCUACACCGUCGCCUCCAUCGGCUUCGGCCUCUUUGCCACCACCGCCAUCAUCCUCGCACACGACGCGCUCACCUACAAGGACAGUCACGUCGGCAAGAUCCCCCUCGCACCGCGCGCCCUCCAGCCAGAGACGGGCGGACCCAAGAACCUCCCCAUCCUCUCGAGCUACACCGAAGACGAGCAGGACGAAAAGUCAAAAGAGCUCGCCAAAAAGGAGCGCCUCGUCAUCGUCGGAGGCGGCUGGGCCGCCGUCGCCCUCCUCCAGAGCCUCGACCCGGACCGCUACAAUGUCACCCUCGUCUCGCCCACCAACUUCAACCUCUUCACACCGCUGCUGCCCUCGGCGACCGUAGGCACCGUCGAGCCGCGAUCGCUCAUCGAGCCGCUGCGCAAGCUGCUGGCGAGCGUCCACGGCCACUAUAUCCAGGGCUGCGCCACCGACGUGGUCAUGGGCGACGCGCUGCCCGAGUCGGCCGGCGGCUCGCAGCGCCUGCUCGAGGUCAGCGUCAUCAGCGGAGAUGAUUGGGACGGCGACCAAGCCGCCCUCGGCAUCAAGACGGCGGGCGCCGGCAAGAUCCGGGAAAAGGCCGAGACCGUCAACAAGAGCAUCUACAUUCCCUAUGACCGCCUCGUCAUCGCCGUCGGCAGCGUCACCAACACGCACGGCGUGCCCGGGCUCGAGAACUGCUUCCACCUCAAGACGGUGCAGGACUCGCGCAAGAUCCGCUCGCACAUCCUCGACAACCUCGAGGUGGCCUCGCUGCCGACGACGACGCCCGAGGAGCGCAAGCGGCUGCUCAGCUUUGUCAUCUGCGGAGGCGGGCCCACGGGCGUCGAGACCGCCGCCGAAAUCUACGACAUGAUGAACGAGGACGUUCUCACCUAUUACCCCAAGAUCCUCCGCGCCGACGCCUCGGUCCACCUGAUCCAGUCGCGCGAGCACAUCCUCAACACGUACUCCGAGGCCAUCUCGCGCUACGCCGAGGACAAGUUUGCGCGCGACAAUGUCGACGUCAUUGUCAAUGCCCGCGUCAAGGAGGUCAAGCCGGACAAGGUCAUCUACACGACGCGCGACAAGGCGACGGGCAAGGUCGAGGAGCACGAGGUGCCCUCGGGCUUCACGCUGUGGAGCACGGGCAUCGCCAUGAGCCCCUUUACCAAGCGCGUGACGCAGCUGCUGCCCAAUCAGAGCCACCUCAAGGCGCUCCAGAUCGACAGCCACCUGCGCGUCAAGGGCGCGCCGCUUGGCAGCAUCUAUGCGCUCGGCGACGCCAGCACCAUCGACACGCGCCUGAUCGACUACCUCUACGAGUGGGUCGACAGGUUCGACCAGGACAAGGACGGACGCCUGUCGUUCCGCGAGUUUGAGCAGCUGGCCGGCGAAGUGGGCCGCAAGUUCCCGCUGGCCUCGAAGCACUUCCUCAAGCUUCGGGACAUGUUUGACCGGUACGACGUCGAUGCCGACGGCACGCUCAACCUCAACGAGGUGGCGACGCUGUUUAUGGAGACGGGCAACAAGAUGACGGCGCUGCCGGCCACGGCGCAGGUGGCCUCGCAGCAGGGCAAGUACCUGGGCCGCAAGCUCAACAAGCUGGCCAAGCGCCGCGACGCCGGCCAGGACAUCAACCCGCACUCGGCCGAGGACGUCUUCGACAUCGACGACGCCGUGUACAAGCCCUUCACCUACCGCGCGCUCGGCAGCCUGGCAUACAUCGGCAACGCGGCAGCCUUUGACCUGCCCCUUCCCGGCAGCUUCGGAGCAUGGGCGGGCGGACUGGUCGCCAUGUACGCCUGGCGGUCCGUGUACCUGUCCGAGUCCGUCUCGAUGCGCACUCGUGCGCUGCUGAUGGCCGACUACAUCAAGCGCGGCAUCUGGGGCCGCGAUCUCUCGAGGAUCUGA